Diutina rugosa is the source of this 1008-nucleotide messenger RNA. RefSeq lists its product as uncharacterized. The record is from RefSeq and is a predicted model, not a curated record. The transcript has a single exon. The coding region runs from base 1 to 1008 and encodes 335 amino acids. Lineage: Eukaryota; Fungi; Ascomycota; Pichiomycetes; Serinales; Debaryomycetaceae.
AUGUCUGUGUUGACUGCUGAACGGCUUGUGAAGCUCGCGUACAACUACCCCGCCCUCCACCUGACGUGGUACCUCCUCGCGUGCAUGGCGUUGACGGUGACGAACCAGCCGGCGGAAAUCCCCAAAGUGUUCCAUUUCGCCCUCCGCCAGCAGCUUUUGGAGUUCAACCCCAACGUCAAGGGGUUGCAGACCCACCCCCAGUUGAUCCAAUUGGCUCAAGAUCUGAUUUCGCUGGCGCAGAAGUUCGCCGAGAUGCUGGCGGUGGGAGUCAACUUGCCCGACGUGUUGAUCCCGUAUACGUUGCACGAUAAGCUCCCGCUUGCGUUUAAGUACAAGCUGGGCGACGACAUCUCGGCGUUGCAGCAGCUCAUCGCCGCCAAGUUCCGCGAGGUGGUGAUGAAGUCGCUGGCGUUGCUGGGGCUCCCCAAGUGUAUCAACGCGCUUAUGCUCCUUAAACUGGUGACGCCGACGUCGUUACGUCCCGUGCCCAAACCGGAGAGACCACCGAUUGUGCUCCCUGGCCACUUGGCGCUGAAUGACAUCGUCGGCGAGGACAUUGAAGGCACGGCGAUGAAAGAGACCUACAGCGUCGAGACCAUCGACGGGCCGAUCCUGGUCCUGCUGGUCAAUGCCGAACAGGUCCACCGCGACUUGAAACGGGGGCUGGACUUCUGGAACCUGGUGUAUUCUCCAAAAGUGAACCGCCGCAUCCGCAACCAGAUGUACAACGCCUACCCUGAUUUGUGGUACUACGCCUACCACCACGUGUACGCUCCGUUGUUGCUGUACACCGGUGUGUUGCUGGCUAAGGAAACGCUGAUGUGCGUGUGUGCCAACUUGAUCCCUCAGGACGUUAACCCUCAGCUUAAGGGCCACUUAAGAGGGGCAAUUAACGUCGGCGCCACUAAGCAGGAAAUGACCGAAUUAAGAGACCUUGUCUUCGACAUCUGCGACUGGGUCGGCGGCAACUGGUGGGCUGAGGGCCGCGACAGCGUCGCCAAGUUAUGA